This is a messenger RNA of Penicillium chermesinum, 624 nucleotides long. RefSeq lists its product as uncharacterized. The record is from RefSeq and is a predicted model, not a curated record. Lineage: Eukaryota; Fungi; Ascomycota; Eurotiomycetes; Eurotiales; Aspergillaceae. The transcript has 2 exons. The coding region runs from base 1 to 624 and encodes 207 amino acids.
AUGCAGUCUCCCUUCAGCUAUACCGACUCCUACACCUCAUCGCCCGGCGGUAUGGACUUCUUCUUCUACGGGCCUCCGGUCUAUGACAACGUCUGCGACGUCGACACCCAUUUUGUCGAUGUCAUGCCCGAGCCCUAUACGUUCACCAGCGGGCCCAGCGCUCCAGGUGCUCCCUAUGCCUAUGCCCCCACUAUGCCCGACUUCACCGUCUACGACCCCUCCGUCAUGGCCACCAGUAUGCCCAGCCCUACCAGCAGUUGCGGGAGCUCCUACAGCAGUAGCUUCCAUGUCCCCGAGGAGGUCCCCGUCCCCAAGUACCACUUCGCUCCCGCGCCAAGUGAGGAUGUGACUACCCCGGACUCUCCACCAGCUCCCUCCAAGCCUGCUAAGCCCUUCGCUUGUGAUGCCUGCCGCAAGACGUUUACUCGCUUCGCCGAUCUCAAGCGCCAUCAGUCCAGCGUUCAUUAUCCGGUCUUCCGCAACUGCCCCGUCGAGCACUGCUCGCGGAAAGGAAGUAAUGGUUUCCCUCGCCAGGACCACUUGGUCGAACACUUGCGCUCUUACCAUCAUCUCGACGUCCCUAAGCGUCGCGCCUUGAAGCGCUCGGCCAAGGAUAUGGCAUGA